AUGAGCGACGAUUAUCAAUCGAAAAAGGAUAUACCUAGUGCAUCUAACAUUGACAACGAUCUUAAUUCACAACCUUCUGCCCUACCUCAAGUUGUUGAACCUAAGCAACUCCACUCCACUUAUAUUGAAAGAGAUCCCGGGUUAUGUAUUCAAAUACAUGAAUACCCGGUGAAUCAAAGGGAUGAGGUUAGACGAACUUAUAUCAAUUUGGGGCCUUAUCAACCUAAACUUUCCAAUUAUCCUAACUCUCGGGAUGGAAGGCAGAAUCGGCGAUUUAAGUAUGAAUGGUUCCAACAAUUUCCUUGGCUAGAAUUUUCUCCUUCAAAAGAUAAAGCAUAUUGUUUUUCAUGCUUUCUUUUUGAAGAGAGAAAUAUAACGGGGUGUCGUUCUUCACUUAUUGAUGAUAUAUAUAAGAAUUGGAAGAAAGUUGGUGAUGGAGAUAAUUGUGUAUUCUUGAAACAUAUGGGACUUCAAUCUUCAGCACAUAGAAAAUGUGCCAUGCUUUAUGAAAAUUUAAAUAAUUCGGCACAACAUAUUGAUAAAGUGUUGAAUGCCCAAUCAAGAGAAGAUGUUUUGAAGAAUCGAAUGCGGCUUAAGGCAACUAUUGAAACCGUUCGCUUCCUAGCAUUGCAAGGAAUUGGUUUUAGAGGCCAUGUUGAAAGUUCAAGUUCAUUAAAUAGAGGGAAUUUUAUUGAAGCGUUGAAGUAUAAAGCAAAAGGAAAUGAUGAAAUCUCAAGUGUUAUCUUGGACAAUGUUCCACAAAAUGCCCAAUACAUUGCUCCAUCGAUUCAAAAAGAGAUUCUUCAUAUUCUUGCAAAUAGAGUGAGAAAAAUGAUUUGUGAUGAAGUUGCGGGAGGAGUUGAAAACACAUCAGCAGUGACGCUUAAGGAUGCAAUAUCUGGUAUUCUUGCUCGGUUCGAUCUUUCAAUUCAAAAUUUGAGAGCUCAAGGGUACGAUGGUGCGACACUAGUUGCAGCAGCAAAAGAUGAGCCAAAGGUUUGGCUAUUCUUCUCUCACUUGACUUGUAUUGUCAAUCUUGUUACUUCCUCUCCCAAGCGUGUUGGUGAAUUAAAAUCUUUUCAAAGGGAUGAGAUUGCAAGUCUGUUGAGCACAGGUGAAUGUCAAUCUUGUAAAGGGGCUAAUCAGAUUGGCACCUUGCAUCGAGCUGGAGCUACUCGUUGGAGUUCACAUUAUGAUUCUGUUAGGAACUUGAUUGAUAUGUAUGCUGCAUCCUGCACAGUUGUUGAAAGUCUUAGAAAGGAUGGGCAAAAUCAACAGAUACGUGGGUAA
This is a messenger RNA of Cornus florida, 1290 nucleotides long. RefSeq lists its product as uncharacterized. The record is from RefSeq and is a predicted model, not a curated record. Lineage: Eukaryota; Viridiplantae; Streptophyta; Magnoliopsida; Cornales; Cornaceae. The transcript has 3 exons. The coding region runs from base 1 to 1290 and encodes 429 amino acids.